UAAAAAAAUGCCGCCGACUUCGCACGCAGCGGUCGCCAGCCCUUCUCCCUCUCGCUCGUCGCGAACUUGGAGGUCUGCGUUGCAAAUGGCGAAAGGCGACGACGCGGUCAAGAGGAAGAAGAACAGGUCGAACAGGAAGAAGCUCCAGAAGAAGCAGGACUCCUCGACCGUCUCCGCCCGCGUCGCCGCCAUCAUCGCCGCCAAGAAGCGGCGCAAGUCCGGCAAGCGCCGCAUCUGCCAGGGUAUGUGUUUCAGUCUUCCUACUCCAGAUGAUCCAUACAAUGAGCGACAUGGCAAGGACGCUUUGACUAAAAAUAUCAAAAAUGGGAAGAGCGCUAAAUCAAGGAAAGGAGCUUUGGAAAGGAAUGAUAAUGGGUCUGAUCCUGUACCGAAUAUAGGAAAUAACGCAGAACGUCCCGAGAACGAGCAGGAGAAAGACCUAACUUCUAACGGUAAGCCUAUGAAAAGAUGUAACACAGCCAGUAAGGAGAUUAAGAAGAGCGAUUGUCAAGGUCAACAAGGUCAUGCUUGGGAGAACUCAUGUUCCUCUAAGUUUCUUACGUUGUGCCUGAAGACAUUGGAGGAUGCGUUGUGGCAUGAAAAUGCUCAGAAUGGUGACAUGACCAACCCUUUGUUUGUUAAUGCCUGGGGAAUCGAAUUCUGGAAACUUUAUGCCUCUGGCAAAGAUAUUCUAGAGGCAAGUGGUGUUUGUUCUUCAGCUGAACAAAUUGCCUGGAUUGUGUCCAUUGCCGCUGAUUCUUUUGCAAGGAAGGAGAAAGAAGGUCUAUCCUUAACCAGCCCUUUCCUUUUAUAUCUUGUGCCAACAGCUGAGAAAGCUGCUGAGGUGCGUGCUAUUUGCAAGCCCUUGAAGGCUCUUGGUAUACAUACCGUGAGUAUACAUUCCGGUGCCUCUAUAGAUCAUCAAAUUCACGGGUUGACAAGCUGUGAGCCUGAGUUUCUUGCGUCGACACCUGAGAGACUUUUGGAGCUUAUUACCUUGAAGGCCAUUGACGUAUCUCAAACGUCCAUGCUGGUUGUUGACGGAGUCAGAACUCGUUCUGAAGGCGCUUAUCUUGAUAUGAUCAAAUCUGUGAGACAAUUUAUUUCUGGAAAUCCUCGUACAGUGGUUUUCAAUGAUUGCCUUAGUUGUCCGUGCACUGCAACUUUGCAAAAUCUUCUGAAUGGACCUAUUGAAAGAUUGUCUCUUAAUGAUUCCAUCACCAGUCUUAGUUCAUGCGCCGUCCAGUGUGCAAACGUCUGCACCUCGGAAGAAGAAAAGCUAUUAAAGGUUUUUCUCAAAGUUGGAGUUGAUCACUUUACUAGGAAAAGGAAGACGGAAGAAGAGAGGAAUUUCAAGAUCAAAGUUUGAGAUCCUUUGAAACAUUUUUGUACUGAUUUAUUUGCUCGAGUUUCCAUAUGAUGGCAAAAUAUUGGCUACUAAAUGCCAUCCGUGUUGUCUUUCCUUUUUCAGUUUGUUCGGAUGAAUACAAGCCUUUGGCUAUCUAUAGAAGGAAAUGCAAAGCUUUUGCUUUCGCGGUCUUCAUCUAGAAACGGGCUAGGUUAUCUGAGUUUUCUUCACUAA
Molecule: messenger RNA, 1582 nt
Organism: Syzygium oleosum
Lineage: Eukaryota; Viridiplantae; Streptophyta; Magnoliopsida; Myrtales; Myrtaceae
Biological process (GO): cytoplasmic stress granule assembly; P-body assembly
Cellular component (GO): P-body; cytoplasmic stress granule
Molecular function (GO): mRNA binding
Source: RefSeq, a predicted model, not a curated record